Protopolystoma xenopodis is the source of this 987-nucleotide messenger RNA. The record is from the annotation of a GenBank genome assembly. Lineage: Eukaryota; Metazoa; Platyhelminthes; Monogenea; Polystomatidea; Polystomatidae.
AUGUGUCAACUUUUUCUAUUUAAUGCUGCACAUCCACACUUUUUACUCGACAAGAAUGUCAGAGACUUCGCCAUUCAGACGACAACUGGCGCCUCUGACCGAUGCUGGGCCUACGAUCGGCGUCGAUUUGCCCAACUCAAAACCAACUACAAAGCCCUCAUCAGCGUGACCACCGAUCUGCUCGAUCUGCUGGAGGCUGGCAUUCGUGGCCAACACCUCGAUCCGGGCGUACUACCGCGAAUCUGUUCUCGCCUGCAGGCUGUGCAUGAGCACAACUCUCCUCCGGACGACGACAUCGAGAUGGAAAGUGAUCUUGACGGAGAGGAUACGGAGGCGAAAGACGUAGGGUUGUCAGGUGCCACAAGAAAGGGGGUGCAAAAGCCGAUGGAGGCUUGUGUGAAUCGGGGCGCAGCCACGGUGGGGGAUGAAUAUGAAGCUAGCAAAGACCGCUCUCACGAAGACUCGUUCAGCUUCGAGAAUGGGCAAUCGGUGGGUGCGACCGGCGAGUGGGCUGCAGAGAGUGGCGUCGAGAAGGGACUGGCGGCGCAAUUCGACGGCCUUCGUGUGAUUCGUAUGGAGGCUGUGCCCACCUUUUGCGCGUCUGUCGGGCCAAAUGGGUGUGCCGAGUUGACCUCUCUGGUCGACGAAGUGAGACGCUCUUUCCAUUUGGAUGACUCAAACAGGCAUACAGCCAGGGCUGUCGAGUCUCCGGACUUCAUUGAGCCGAACAGUGAGGCACAAGAGGUGAUGAACUCCGACGGAGAGGAGGUAAAAAGGCCGUUCACUAGUGGUGGUUGCGUGGCCAAUGUGUCUAGGCAUGAUGCCCUGAUUUUGAUGAUGUCUCCGACGGAAGCUGAGCACGUCGACAGCCGGAUCGAGGACACCGUCAACCAAGAGUUCUAUCGAAGCCAACCGAGGGCUGUCGUCUUUUGGUGGGAUCCAUCCUCAAAUCUCUUCAUCACACACCUUACCUCAAAAUGGAAAUGA